GGCCUUGAAGAGACUGGGUUAGAUUAUGUUGGUACCUCUUAUCCACAGCCCCCGGGAUCGCCCCUGGGCAGGCCCAGCCCUCUGCCUGCUCAGAAGUUGCCAAAAGUUUUGGGUUUUCACCACUAGGUUGGGUCCAUCUGCCUGCCUGGGCUAGGGGUUGGGGGUGGAUUUGAGCCUCAACAGGGCGACCACUUGCCCUGCUGUGUGUCCUCAGACAACUAACUGCUUGCCCUCUCUGAGCUGGGGGUCUUCAUCGGUGGCAGGUGGGCCUGGCUGGGAUUACUGAGCUGAUGGAAAGAUGGAGGUGAACAAAAGGGGUGAGCCUGUGGGGUAUCAGUUCAGCCUCUGGGGCCUUCACACCGACUCGAGUGUGACAGAACAUGUAUGGCUCUGGGCGAGGCUUUCUGAGCUUCCGGAACUCUACAGUUGGGGUAGUGGUCCUUGGGUGACCUGGGGUGAGUCCAGGCUCAGCUACAGUGAGUCGAGAUCACACUUGGUUUCAAGAAUGGGCCAGGCUUGUCUUGUUGCCGAUCCUUUUCUCAGGCUUCUGGCUGGGGAAGCAAGACACCUAGGUUUCUCAUCUCACUGGUUGACCUGGGCCAAGGGACUGCCCUCUGAGUUCCCAUAUGUGGAAUGGGAAUCCUCAGGGGAAGAAGCUGUGUGUUUCUGCAGUAGUGGCUUGGCAUUUAGUAGUAGGUGCUUAAUCAGUGCUUUACUGGAUGAAUUGCCUAAACUGGGUGGGAGGUGAGUUGCUGGCCCUAGUGGGGCUCAUCUCCAGAAGAGGAUGGAUUGGUGCCCGAAAAGCCGCCUCAUAACCCCUGGAGAAAGAAACAGCUCCAGCAGAGUCCUGCCACUCAACAGCUGUGUGACCUUAGGCAACUCACUGCUCCCUCUGGCCUUGGCUUUGAAUAUAAAAUGGGCCAUUGAGAAUGAUAGCUGCUUACAUCUACUGAGAACCUCCCGUGAGGUGGGGAGUCUUUGUUAUGUCCUCAUUUUGCUGAUGGAGAAACUGAGGUGCAGAGAGGGGAAGUGACUUGACCCAGGCUACACAGAAGCUGGAAUUAAAACCUAGACUUCAAAGACUCCAUUUCGGCUGCCCUUGAACCCUCCAGUGUUGUGGGAGCAGAAUUUUCCCAGUAUUGGACCAGGCACGUGGAAGUGUCGGAAAAGACUAUACUGAACUCAAAGUCUCAGAGAAGCGAAGUGACUUGCCCAGCUAUGAGAGAGCGAGCCAGGAUUUGAAAUCAGAUGAGGAUGCUGAGGACCAGAGAGGGGAAGUGAUUUGCCUAGGGUCAUACAGUGGGAAGAAGUGGAGCAGGGCCUCUAGUCCACGACCCCUGAUUCCACACCUCGUGUUCGUGCUGAGACCCCAGGCUGCUUCCCAGGUCCUCUGGGACAGCUCCUUCCACAGCCAGGACCAUGGGCAGCAACAAGAGCAAGCCCAAGGACGCCAGCCAGCGGCGCCGCAGCUUGGAGCCUGCCGAGAACGCCCACGGUGGUGGCGGGGGCGCCUUCCCCACCUCACAGACCCCCAGCAAGCCGGCUUCCGCUGAUGGCCACCGCGGCCCCAACACGGCCUUCAGCCCCGCGGCCUCCGAGCCCAAGCUCUUCGGGGGCUUCAACUCCUCGGAUACCGUCACCUCCCCGCAGAGGGCGGGGCCGCUGGCUGGGGGAGUGACCACCUUUGUGGCCCUCUAUGACUAUGAGUCACGGACAGAGACCGACCUAUCCUUCAAGAAAGGGGAGCGGCUCCAGAUUGUCAACAACACAGAGGGAGACUGGUGGCUUGCCCACUCGCUCAGCACCGGACAGACGGGCUACAUCCCCAGCAACUACGUGGCGCCCUCUGAUUCCAUCCAAGCCGAGGAGUGGUACUUUGGCAAGAUCACCAGACGGGAGUCAGAGCGGUUACUGCUCAACGCGGAGAACCCGAGAGGGACCUUCCUAGUGCGAGAAAGCGAGACCACGAAAGGUGCCUACUGCCUCUCAGUGUCUGACUUCGACAAUGCCAAGGGCCUCAACGUGAAGCACUACAAGAUCCGCAAGCUGGACAGUGGCGGCUUCUACAUCACCUCUCGCACCCAGUUCAACAGUCUGCAGCAGCUCGUAGCCUACUACUCCAAACAUGCUGAUGGCCUGUGCCACCGCCUCACCACUGUGUGCCCCACAUCCAAGCCACAGACUCAGGGCCUGGCCAAGGAUGCCUGGGAGAUCCCCCGGGAGUCACUGCGGCUGGAGGUCAAGCUGGGCCAGGGCUGCUUUGGAGAGGUGUGGAUGGGGACCUGGAAUGGCACCACCAGGGUGGCCAUCAAAACCCUGAAGCCGGGCACGAUGUCUCCAGAGGCCUUCCUGCAGGAGGCCCAGGUGAUGAAGAAACUCAGGCACGAGAAGCUGGUGCAGCUGUAUGCGGUGGUGUCUGAGGAGCCCAUCUACAUCGUCACGGAAUACAUGAGCAAGGGGAGUUUGCUGGACUUUCUCAAGGGGGAGACAGGCAAGUACCUGCGGCUGCCUCAGCUGGUGGACAUGGCUGCUCAGAUUGCCUCAGGCAUGGCAUAUGUGGAGCGGAUGAACUACGUCCACCGGGACCUCCGAGCUGCCAACAUCCUGGUUGGAGAGAACCUUGUGUGCAAAGUAGCUGACUUCGGGCUGGCUCGGCUCAUCGAAGACAAUGAGUACACAGCCCGGCAAGGUGCCAAAUUCCCCAUCAAGUGGACAGCUCCAGAAGCUGCCCUCUAUGGCCGGUUCACCAUCAAGUCGGACGUGUGGUCCUUUGGGAUCCUGCUGACAGAGCUUACAACAAAGGGACGGGUGCCCUACCCUGGGAUGGUAAACCGAGAGGUGCUGGAUCAGGUGGAGCGGGGCUACCGGAUGCCCUGCCCGCCUGAGUGUCCUGAGUCCCUGCACGACCUCAUGUGCCAGUGCUGGCGGAAGGAGCCAGAGGAACGGCCCACCUUUGAGUACCUACAGGCCUUUCUGGAGGACUAUUUCACAUCCACCGAGCCCCAGUAUCAGCCUGGAGAGAACCUAUAGGGAGCAGGCUACAGGGCCAGACUGGCUUCUCGGCUUGGAUCUGGGGCUGGGUGGCCCCGGAAGUGGGGUCUUGCCUCCCUCUGCCUGCCUGCCGUUGAUCCUCUCUGCGGGGCUGAAUUGCCCAUGACGAGGCCCCUCUCUCUUUCAAGGCGUGGAAAGGCUUGGGGCCUGGGACAGCCUUGAGGAGGCGGGGUCUAAGGCUGGCACGGUGACUGCGUCCCAGCUCCCACUCCAGCCACAUGCCUCCUCCCUGUACCCCUCUUGAAGCUCUGUGUGUCUUGGCAGGAAGAACUGGGAAGAAGGGCUGGGGCUGAAGGCUGGCUCUUUUUACCCAGACUCAACCUACUCCAUGCAUUGGCUCCUUCCUACUUCCACGCCACCCAGGUCUGUCUCUAGAGCUGGCCAAAGAACCUUUCCAAAGAGGAGUGAUGGGCCCUCGGCCUGCCUGCCACCCUGCCCCUUGCCAUCCAUUUCUGAAACACCUGUUGAUGGAAGCCACUGGGUCCAGAACUCUCUGUCAUGGCUCCCAGGCUUGGCAGUCCAAGGCCUCGAUUGACUUGAUUGUGGUGGGUGGGGUGGGCACCCCCCUCAAACCCUGCCCUUCUUAGACCCGAAGGACCCUUAGAGAUCAUCAAUUCCUUGUCCCCAUAUUACCCAUGGAGAAACUGACUUGCCCAAGGCCACAGAGCAAUUCGGGGUUGAGGUGGGAAAAGAACACGGUGCUCCCUGUCUUCCUCAGGAACCAACAAGAUUGUCCUCGGAGCCAUCAUGGACAGACUGUGGCAGCCCAGGGGACAAGGGCCUGAGGAUGGGUUAGACAUAGCAGAGAGCUCUGCUGCUACUUCGUGCUCAGUGGGGCUGCUGGGAGGGGAGAGAGUGGAGGUGGAUGUGAGGCUGAGCUAGGAAUGAGAGAUGAAGCUGUAGGUAUAGGGAGGCAGACUUCAAGGAGAAUGUGGUAGGUGUCGACCUUCAAGGCUAGGCAGCCGUGAAGAAGAGUGAGCUCCCGGGCUCUGGAGGCAAUCAAGGAGAAAUAGAAGAUCCAAGCAGUUGGGAGGCCCUGGCCUCAGGAGGGAACCCCAGGUCCUCCUCUGCCCUUUGUCCUGUCAUUUCAACACCUGGCCCCUGUUCUCUCCAAGUUGGCACCCCUUAUAUAGAGAGAAAGGAGUGCCUAGCCUGGGGUGAGAGAGGAUGCGGGUGUCCCCUGCCAUGCAUCAAGACUGGCUGUGUGACCUUGGGAGGCCCCUGCUUCCUUUCUGGGCUGCAGUGUCUGCCUCCAUAUGUGGCUGUGGCCUCUGUAAUUACACCACUCCUGUCCAGACCCUGUGGCCUGAUAUCACAUAGUGAGCCCAGCCCAGGGCAUCAGGAGACUGUGUUUUGGCCCUAAGUCUGCUGUUCAGCCUUAGGGUAUGUGGUGGCAUCUCCCUGGGCCUCAGUGUGCCCCUCUUAAAAGAGGUGGCUGACAGUUUGUGGGCAUCUUUCCAAGGGCCCCUGUUUGUAUGUAUGCGUGUGUGCAUGUGUGUUUUUCCAUGUGUGUCCAUAUUUAACAUGUAAAAAUGCCCCUUGCUCUGUUCCCCGGACACAUUGUACAUUUCACUCACAGCCCCCCAUCAUAGCAAUAACAUUCCGGCUGCCAGGGAUUCUUGAGCCAGCCAGGCCCUGCCAGCGGGGAAGGAGGCCAAGUGGUGCCUGCCUAUGAAAUUUCAACUUCUCCUUCCAUACAUGUCUAUUACCCAAGUCUUCUCCUGUCUGUCCCAGUCAAAUCUGGGCUCGCUCACAACAGUGUGCUCUCAAAUCCCCUUCCAACUGCCCAAGGUCCUUUGUAUAAGGUGUCCUAAUACUGUCUUUUUUUUUUUUUUUUAACAGUGUUUUGUAGAUUUCAGAUGACUAUGCAGAGGCCUAGGGGACCCCCAGCUCUGGGCAGGGCCUGGGGUCCCACAUUCCAUGGCCCUGGCUUGGGGGGUGGGGGGAUCCAGAAUUGGUUGUAAAUACUUUGCAUAUUGUCUGAUUAAACACAAACAGACCUCA
This is a messenger RNA of Pteropus alecto (black flying fox), 5055 nucleotides long. It is a transcript of the gene SRC, whose product is annotated as SRC proto-oncogene, non-receptor tyrosine kinase. Lineage: Eukaryota; Metazoa; Chordata; Mammalia; Chiroptera; Pteropodidae. Gene Ontology annotation, molecular function: growth factor receptor binding; non-membrane spanning protein tyrosine kinase activity; ATP binding. The record is from RefSeq and is a predicted model, not a curated record. The transcript has 14 exons. Gene Ontology annotation, cellular component: extrinsic component of cytoplasmic side of plasma membrane. Gene Ontology annotation, biological process: cell differentiation; progesterone receptor signaling pathway; osteoclast development. The coding region runs from base 1420 to 3030 and encodes 536 amino acids.